Messenger RNA from Lotus japonicus, 2765 nucleotides. RefSeq names its product U-box domain-containing protein 45-like. The record is from RefSeq and is a predicted model, not a curated record. Gene Ontology annotation, biological process: protein ubiquitination. Lineage: Eukaryota; Viridiplantae; Streptophyta; Magnoliopsida; Fabales; Fabaceae. Gene Ontology annotation, molecular function: ubiquitin-protein transferase activity; protein binding. Gene Ontology annotation, cellular component: nucleus; cytoplasm. The transcript is spliced from 6 exons. Bases 314 to 2620 code for a protein of 768 amino acids.
UAAUUUUGAUUCUUAAUUUGUCAGUUUCAGUUACUCUAGUCUAUAGUACUAUAGUAUAGUCUCACAUUAAUUAAAUAAUUUUAAUUAAUUUAACAGCAUCUCUUCUCCCUCCCAUUUCCCAUUUCCCAUUUCCCAUUCGCAUCCAUUCCCCUCUGUCCUCGUGCGCUUCCUCCCAACAUUUCGCUGUUCGUUCGGUUACCAAAACAAACCUCAUGCUCCAUUUCUAUGCUGCCAAAUCUAUCAUUGCGUUCCUUCUCUCUUCUCUUCUUCUUCAGUUGAUGCCAUUUAGCACCUAAAGUACUAUUGACAGUGGAUGCGAAUGAUGGAUGUUGCUGAGGUUGAAGAAACCCUUUUUGCAGCAAGUGAUGCCAAGCUACAUGUAGAAAUGUGCAGGCGUCUUUCUGCAAUAUAUUGCAAAAUAUUGUCAAUAUUUCCUACUUUAGAAGCAGCUAGGCCGAGGAGCAAAUCCGGAAUCCAGGCAUUAUGUUCAUUGCAUGUAGCGUUGGAGAAGGGAAAGAAUGUUCUUCAGCACUGCUCAGAGUCUAGCAAACUUUACUUGGCUAUAACUGGGGAUUCUGUACUUCUGAAAUUUGAGAAGGCUAAGUGUGCUCUUGAAGAUAGUCUUAAACAGGUGGAAGAUAUUGUUCCUCAAUCUAUUGGGUGUCAGAUUGAUGAAAUUGUGAAUGAACUUACUGGUUUGGAAUUUGCACUUGACCCAUUGGAGAAGCUUGUUGGGGAUGAUUUAAUUGCAUUGCUUCAACAGGAGAGAAAGUUUAACAACUCAAAUGAGAGUAGUGAACUUGAAUGUUUUCAUCUUUCUGCUACAAGACUUGGAAUCACCUCUUCAAGAGUGGCUCUUUCUGAAAGAAGAGCUCUCAAAAAACUCAUAGAAAGGGCUCGGGCUGAGGAUGACAAGCGGAAGGAGUCAAUUAUUGCAUAUCUUUUACACCUUAUGAGGAAAUACUCCAAGUUAUUUAGAAGUGAGUUUUCUGAUGAUAAUGAUUCUCAGGGUUCCCAACCUUGUUCUCCUACUGUUCAGAAAUCUCUCGAGUACGGUGCUAAUGGGGGUCCUUGUCAGGCCUUUGACAGACAGCUUUCAAAACUUAAUUCCUUUAAUUUAAAGCCUAAUAAUAGGAAAUCUGGGCAGAUGCUCCUUCCCCCCGAAGAGUUAAGGUGUCCAAUAUCUCUGCAGCUUAUGAGUGAUCCUGUCAUAAUUGCUUCUGGGCAAACAUAUGAAAGGGUUUGUAUAGAAAAGUGGUUCAGUGAUGGGCACAACACCUGUCCAAAGACUCGGCAGAAACUUUCACAUCUUUAUUUGACUCCUAAUUACUGUGUUAAGGGCCUUGUGGCAAGUUGGUGUGAACAGAAUGGAGUUCCUAUUCCUGAAGGUCCUCCGGAAUCUCUUGAUUUUAACUACUGGAGAUUGGCAUUAUCGGAUUCUGAGUCCAUGAAUACAAGAUCUGUAAACAGUGUCAACUCUUGCAAAAUGAAGUGUGUCAAAGUUGUUCCUCUAGAAGAUAGCGGUGUCUCAGUGCAAACUGAGGGAGAUGCAACCGAAAGUUUGUCUGCACAAGAGGAAGAAUAUGAGCAGUAUUUUAGUUUUCUGAAAGUAUUGACUGAAGGGAAUAAUUGGAAGAGGAAGUGUAAAGUGGUAGAACAGUUAAGGCUGUUGCUGCGGGAUGAUGAAGAAGCCAGGAUUUUUAUGGGGGCUAAUGGAUUUGUUGAAGCACUUAUGCAGUUUUUGCUAUCAGCUGUGCGUGAAGGGUGUUCGAUGGCUCAGGAAAGUGGAGCUAUGGCUCUGUUCAACCUGGCUGUGAAUAACAACAGAAAUAAGGAAAUCAUGAUAUCUGUGGGAAUCCUAUCAUUGUUGGAGGAAAUGAUUUUGAAACCUCACUCAUACGGUUGUGCAGCCGCCCUGUAUCUGAAUCUUACUUGCCAUGAAGAAGCCAAGCAAAUAGUCGGAACGAGUCAGGCUGUCCAAUUCCUAAUCCAUAUUCUUCAAUCCAAUACUGAAGUCCAGUGCAAGCUAGAUUCCCUCCAUGCACUCUAUAAUCUUUCUACUGUGUCCUCUAAUAUUUCAUACCUCCUUUCAUCAGGCAUCAUGAAUGGUCUACAGUCCCUUCUUGUAGGCCAGGAUGACUCCAUGUGGACAGAAAAGUGCAUUGCUGUUUUGAUAAACUUGGCUGUUUCUCAAGUUGGAAGAGAAGAAAUUAUGUGUACUCCGGGACUCAUAGGCGCACUGGCUUCGAUACUGGAUACUGGUGAACUCCUAGAGCAGGAGCAAGCUGUUUAUUGUCUCCUAAUUUUGUGUAACAGGAAUGAGAAAUGUUGUGAGAUGGUCCUUCAAGAAGGAGUUAUACCUGCGCUGGUCUCGAUAUCAGUGAAUGGGACGUCAAGAGGGAGAGAAAAAGCUCAGAAGCUCUUGAUGCUCUUCAGAGAGCAGCGACAACGAGACCAUUCACCUGCUAAGGCGGCACAUCAAUGCAAACCUGAAACUAGUGAUUUGUCCAUGCCUCCUCCUGAAGAGAAACCUCUAUGUAAGUCAAUGUCUAGAAGAAGGGUGGGGAAAGCUUUUAGCUUUCUCUGGAAAAGCAAGAGCUAUUCUGUCUACCAGUGUUAAUUUUUGCUUGAUUCUCAACUUUGUUCUGGCCCUGCUUUUAUCCUUCUCUCCUGUUCCCGGGGUGAUGGUUACUUUUUGGUUUCAAUAGCGAAACAGAAAUGUACAGCAUAUGUAAUUAUAGCAUGUUUGGAAUCACUUCUUGGAA